GUCGAGAUGGCCUCACACUCUCAGGUUUUAGUGGAAGAUAAAUCUAGUGUUAAGAUCUUGACACUAAACAGACCAAAGCAACUGAAUGCUCUAAACUCCAACAUGAUCACCCGGUUGCUGCAACUGUUCCUUGCAUUUGAGGAAGACCCUAAUGUGAAACUCGUCAUCCUAAAAGGUCAGGGAAGAGCCUUUUGUGUUGGUGGCGAUGCUACACCUGUUUUUCGUGACAUCAUUAUACAUGGCAAGUCAUGGAGAAUCGGUGCCGAUUUCUUCUCAGCUCAAUACACGCUCGACUAUGUCAUGGCCACGUAUAGCAAAGUUCAGAUUUCAAUUUUAAAUGGUAUUGUCAUGGGAGGCGGAGCUGGUAUCUCCGUCCAUGGUCGGUUCCGUAUUGCAACUGAGAAGACGGUUUUUGCCAUGCCUGAGACAGAACUGGGGCUCUUUCCAGAUGUAGGCGCCUCAUACUUCUUGUCAAGGCUCCCUGGAUUUUUUGGAGAGUAUGUUGGCCUCACUGGAGCUAGGUUAGAUGGGGCCGAAAUGCUUGCUUGUGGUCUUGCAACUCAUUUUGUGCCUUCAACGGUACUAACUUCUACUGCUUACGUCUUUACUGUUGUAUGUAAAUAUUUUUUGUAG
Messenger RNA from Eruca vesicaria subsp. sativa (arugula), 633 nucleotides. NCBI's taxonomy places the organism in Eukaryota, Viridiplantae, Streptophyta, Magnoliopsida, Brassicales, Brassicaceae. The record is from the annotation of a GenBank genome assembly.